Messenger RNA from Camponotus floridanus (Florida carpenter ant), 4091 nucleotides. RefSeq lists its product as uncharacterized. Bases 289 to 3240 code for a protein of 983 amino acids. The transcript has 4 exons. The record is from RefSeq and is a predicted model, not a curated record. Lineage: Eukaryota; Metazoa; Arthropoda; Insecta; Hymenoptera; Formicidae.
UCAGUCAGUCUCGCGAGGAUAUCCCGGGAGUUAACAGGUGUUUGCAGAAGCAGGUCUUCCGCGGAGAGUCGUCCGUUUCGUUCUUUCUUUUUCUCCUCUCUUCCUAUCAUUGCUUUCGCUUCGUCCUCGGUAUCGGCAAAAGAUCCGCACGUUCAUCAAUUCGCCGACGAGAUAUCGAUGAUUUUCGUGAAAUAUGCGGUCCUGAAAAAAAGUCCUCGUGUCUCUUGCGCUGCCUUGUAAUUUUUUUUUAUUUCUCUCAGAAAUCGCUAAAAGAAAUUCGCAGGAGAUAUGACGACGUUGAGAAGAUGUCAGGUCAUUUAUUUUUUAUUUUUCGUCGUCUUGACACUCGGCACGUGCAACGAGAUGCCCAAGCCGAGCUACACCAGGACAAUGUUGAAGGUUUCUCGAAGUCUGCCAGGUGAGACGGAAGAGGUAAAAGUACGAACGAGCGAGGGCAAUUUAGCUACUUUAAUCGUUAAGCGACGAGACAAAUCGUCGUUCACCUUCGACGAAUCAAAGCUCGGACCAAAACCUGUUCAGGCAGAAUCGAACGUCACUACAGUGAAUAACAACUCGAGUGCGCGGAAUGAAUCGAAACUUGAUGACGACAGAAGCGAGAUCAGAAAGAAAAACGAUGUGCGAAGACUCGAGGAAGCUCAGGUAGCGCAAAUCAGAGCGACGUUCUCCGAAUUAUCGAAGGAAUCGAAGGACGAGAAACCGGACGUCAAUCGAACCGAUGCGAAACCGAUAUCCGAAAAAAAUCUCCCAAUUAGCAGCAGCGUAAUCGAUUACGGAAACUGGACACCGUUGGACACGGAUGGAAGAGCGUUGAAACAGGUGGAGCCGGAAGAAGAGGAGUAUCGAAAUUGGAAGCCGUUGCGGACGAAUCUAAAGACUGCAGUCGAGGAGAAAACGAACUAUGACGGAGGUAGAAUCGGCGACAUCUUGUUCGCCAGAAAUUUCCAAGAUCGGACUCAGAGAAAUUUCGAUUUACGAGACGGAAGCGAUAAAAACGAGCGAUCUGUCUACACAUACGUGCCUCAUCAGUCCACGAGGACGAAUAUCGGGGCGAAUCUGUCGAAAAAUCGAGACGGUAAAACCGUUCCCGCGGAAGUAAUCGUCCGAUCGGAAAUCAAUGUAAAAACGGCGCCGAAGAGGUCACCUAUGUCGCUCGACGUAGACGGUACGCCAGUAAUCCACGGUACGAGAGUACCCGAUGAACCCAUCGACAAGGUACAAACUUGGCGAAACGCUCGAGUUAUUAAUAACAAGUUGAUAAAUUUCGAAAGCACCGCGGGAGUUAUCAACCCGGUGGAACCCUCCGUUGAGUCUCAUCCUGGAGAUAAUAUCGAGAAGAAGCAGAAGUUCGAUAAGUUCUUCAAAGAUAUCAAUCGAAGAUACAGUCGCAAUUACGAGGAAGAGGGCCGUAACGUGUACUUCGAAUGGGACCCGAGAAAUUACAAGAACGAAGCUUUGAAAGCCGAGGUGUACGAGCCGCAUAACGACCAUUAUCGCGCGAGCGUUCACAAGAGAAUGCUGCACCCGGAAAGCGUCGCGAAUUAUCCAAUCUCGCAACGUUACAUCCCCGAGAGUCAGACUAUUGCACCUGUGGCUCUGAAACCCGGUGCUCGAGCACCGGUUCUCCAGUACGCUCAUCCCGAACUGGGUGUGCAGCCCGCCAAGAUCCUCAAGAACGAGAAACGCCGCCCCGACAAUUUCCCCGAGAACCAACACUCGUUCACCGAACAACGUCACAAGAAGAAGUACGUGCUAAACGACAAGAGUAUUGUCGACAGCUAUACGACGAAGAACUACUAUCCGAAUCAGCACUUCUACGGCCUGAAACGACCGAGCGAGCCACCGUUUUGGGUAAAGAUUUCUGAGAAUCUGAAGAAUCAAUUUUCCACCGGGGUCGAGAGAGUCUCGCAGUUCACUAGGCCAGUGAUCGAUCCCCUGGUGGAAGCCACUCAUAAGAUUUCGCAGAAUCUUGGUCUUUCCAAGGGCAAGGAGGCUCAGGACAAAAUCGACACGAUAUCCUCGAGCACUAGUAUCCUAAUACCAGCUUUAGGGCUUGUCGCAUCUGGCGCUGCGCUUGGAAUAGGUGCUGUGGCGGUUGGCCGAUAUCUCGAUGUCGACGUUUUGAAACGCUCAAACGUAGAUGAGGAUCUCGAUCUUGAGCACAAGCGGGCCUUGGAGACUGGAGUGUACUUGAGAGCGAUCGAGGACGAGAGUUCGAGGUCGAACGAGACGACUCCUUCGCGGACCAUGUACCUUUUACGAAACGUCGCUCAAGACGAUAAAGGAGAUGAGAAUACGAGUUCGAUGGAGAACGACGGAGUCUUUUUGAUUCUGGAAGACGAAGAUAAGCAAAACGCCGAGAGGAUUGAAAAUCGAGAGAGCAGACAGAUGGUGGACGAGGCCGAUUAUGUGGAGACUAACGGACGACGAAGAAGGAGAAGCCUCGACUAUCUAAACCUCUUUAAAACGGAUGUUGACAUGAAAAAUCUGGUGCGUACCAAGCGUUUUCAGAGAAAGGGAGCUGACUCCAUCAGCGAAAUCGUCGAAAUCGAUGUGCCUGCUGGCGCAGGUCGUAUCGAUAUUACCAAAUUCUUGAUCCCGAAGAAGAAUAAAGAGAGAUACUCGAAUGAAAAUACCAUCCUGACCAUCGAUAACGAUAACAAGAGGGUGGAAAAUCUCAAAACAGACAUGUCGGAUCAAAACGCAUUGAAGAACAUUGCGAACAUUUUUGAAAAUGUCGAUAAUUUACAGGAUGUAAUUUCGAAGGAAGAUCGAAGAGAUGAUACUGAUGGUACUUUUCUCGUGCUAGAUGAAAACUCACAAUUUCUCGGGAGUAAUCUCGAGAAAGAAAUGAUAAGAAAGAUCGAUGCAGAUUCUAAAGAAGACAACGGAAGACGAAAGCGCAAUGUUGAGAGCGAUCAGGAACUCUCGGAUGCGUUGCAGAAUUUGGAAAAUGCCGAAGUAGCCGAAAUUGCUCACAUACAAGGCGAUUGGACAAAUACGCCCUGCGCAAAGAGGAUAUUUUGCGAUACGAUGAUUCAAAGAGGAUCCGAUGCCUCGAUGCUCAUGGAGAAGAAGAUGACAGCGUUAUUAAGAUUAAUUCAGCCUGGAGCAGCUGUUCAAGUGUCCAGUCACUUUGAAGAGGUCAUGAAUGCUGUCAGGAGGCAUGAUUGUUCCGUCUUUUUGUGUCCGCAAGCGAGACCCGGCAACGUCUUUCUUUAGAGAUACGAAAGAUUACAGUCUUUUUUUAAAUCACACUUCUAAAAUAGUUAUAUUGUAAAAAAAUUAAUUCAAAAGUUAUUGAGAAAAUCAAAUGAGAUAUAUGACAAUAGGAAAAAUAAUUAAUAAAUAUUUUAUAUAAUUAUUAAUCAUUUUUUAAAGAUUCUUCGAAUUCUUUAUUAUGUUAACAAUCGAAAAUGAAUCGAAAAAUGCCCUUUAUAUGCAGUAAAUAAUGCAUUAUUUUUAGGAUUACCAGAUAAAUUCGCAAGAGAUUGAUUGUCAUUGUUUAUAGAAUAUAUUUCGAAUAAUGGAAUUGUUGCGAUUAUAAUUGUUAACAUUAUUUUCAGAAAAAAACUUCAUUAAUUUAUGUUUGCAACGAUUUCGCGAAUAAAUACGUUUUCGAUAAACACAUCGAGUUGGCACAGAGCCACAAUUGUACAUACUUGCCACCGAGGCGAUUUUAUUUAAAAUGCACACAUAUUUGUAAUUUAGAUGAUUAAGCAUAGAAUUUAUGACAGAGAAUGAACGAUCGGCGGAUAAUCAGUUGUAUCAAUUGCAACUUCCAAAUGUUCACAUCAUCGUCCAUGAUAAACAUCUUCGCUUAUCGCUUCAUUUUCUCACACAUUUUUAAUUCCGUCCGAAUAAAUUAUUUUGUAACGAGGUAUAAUUUAAUUCGACGCGCCAAGAGAGUCACAGAAGUGAAUAAAAUGUUACAUGCGAAUUUUAAUGAUUCAAAGAUUCAGGAAUCAUCGCCAAUCCGCGCGUCGAGCACGAAAAUAUAUUUAUUUCUGUACUUUUCUACGCAUAAGACAUCGUAUCUGUAAGAAUCGAUGAAUAAACGAUAUUUUUUACUA